UUUUAAGCACUUGAAAAAACCUACCCCUCCCACAAGAGCGACUCACGUAAUCACUCUUGAAAACAAUGUGCAAGGGUAAACUUUCACAGUCAAGCCAUCCUCCUAAUGCCUGUAACUGCUCAGAGGAUCCAAGAAGCUACAGAUAUGUCCACUGAGCUUCCUGCAACAACAGUGGUUGCAAAAAUGGACACUUUCACAGCUUCUCAGACAAACAGUUCCACCUGCGACUUAUAUGAGCAUAAAGAUACAGCACGGAUACUACUGUCUGUCUUCUACAGCUCCAUCUUAAUUCUUGGGGUGCUUGGAAACACCAUUGCCCUCACCGUCAUUUUUAAAAACAGAAAGAAAAUCAACUCCACUACCCUUUAUUCAACAAAUCUCGUCUUCUCCGAUCUCCUGUUCUGUAUUGCCUUGCCUACAAGGAUAGCCUACUACGCCCUGGGAUUUCACUGGCCCUUUGGAGAAGCAUUGUGUCGAAUAACCGCUCUCUUGUUCUAUAUCAACACCUACGCAGGUGUAAACUUCAUGACGUGUUUGAGCAUUGACAGGUUUUUCGCUGUUGUCCAUCCCUUUCGAUACAAGAUCAGAAGGAUUAAAUAUGCUAAGGGCAUUUGUGUCUUUAUCUGGUUUCUUGUAUUUAGUCAAACUUUCCCAUUACUUAUACAACCCAUGUCACAGGAAGAAGAAGAAAGGACUACAUGUAUGGAAUAUCCAAACUUUGAAAAAAUAGCACAUCUACCGCUUAUCCUUCUUGCUGCCUGUUUAGUAGGGUACCUUAUUCCCCUGGGGAUUAUACUAUUUUGUUACUCUCAAAUUAGUUGCAAACUUUUUCAAACAGCCAAGGAAAAUCCACUGACUGAAAAAUCAGGGAUAAACAAAAAAGCCAUCAAUACAAUCAUAUUUGUAAUUAUAGUGUUCAUCAUCUGUUUUACCCCAUAUCACGUUGCAAUCAUACAACAUAUGAUUAAGAAGCUUCAGAAUGAACCCCCAUGCAUGGAAAAGAAAAUUUUCCAGAAGUCACUCCAUUAUACUGUCUUUCUGAUGAAUUUUAACUGCUGUCUAGAUCCUUUCAUCUAUUUCUUUGCAUGCAAAGGAUACAAGAGAACUGUAAUGAAAAUACUGAGACGACAAGUGAGUGUAUCCAUUUCAAGCGCUGUCAGGUCACAUCACGAAGAAAGCUCACGUGAUGUGGGAGAAACACAAAUGAUGGUACUUGCAAAAUCUGCCAAUGGAAAACUACCUGAAAAAUAAAAUCUGUAGUACACCACAGCGGAGCAAGCUUAAAAAUCCAGGGUCCACAGUAAGAGCUCAGUGUUCCCCGUGCAGCAGUUUAAGUAAGGUUCUGUUCUUCUGGAUGUCAGGAAAUCAAGGAGUGAUGUUGGACUAAAAAAGAGUUGUCACAGGACAGCAGGAAAACUCAGCAUUAUAAUUUCCCAGCUGUAUCAUUUUGACUGAUCUCAUUAUUUUUCCAGGAAAUAUGCACCAUUGUGAAUGUUCAAAUUCCACAGUGCACAUAUGUAUGCCUGGAUGUUAUUAACUCAAGCAAAGACUCAAUUCAUGGUUUGGGUGUCUGCGAAAGGAUUAAACACAAAUAGCUUACAAUUCAGACUGACUACAACCAGAAUAUCUG
Molecule: messenger RNA, 1630 nt
Organism: Athene cunicularia (burrowing owl)
Lineage: Eukaryota; Metazoa; Chordata; Aves; Strigiformes; Strigidae
Product: G-protein coupled receptor 183-like
Exons: 2
Coding region: 106-1251 (381 amino acids)
Biological process (GO): G protein-coupled receptor signaling pathway
Cellular component (GO): membrane
Molecular function (GO): G protein-coupled receptor activity; oxysterol binding
Source: RefSeq, a predicted model, not a curated record